Fusarium fujikuroi IMI 58289 is the source of this 759-nucleotide messenger RNA. RefSeq lists its product as uncharacterized. The transcript is spliced from 2 exons. Bases 1 to 759 code for a protein of 252 amino acids. NCBI's taxonomy places the organism in Eukaryota, Fungi, Ascomycota, Sordariomycetes, Hypocreales, Nectriaceae. The record is from RefSeq and is a predicted model, not a curated record.
AUGUUCCAACUCGUCAAAAAGUUCUUUACACGACAGAGUUCUAAAUCUGGCAAUUACUCUGACAAUGAACCCAAGGGCUCAUUUCAUAGAUUCGGUCAACUGCCUCAGGAAAUCCAGAAUUUGAUCUGGGCUUAUGCUCUCUGCGUUGAUGCUCCACGGGCCUGCUUCGUGGAUGUCAGGAAAUUGGCUAAUAACCCUCGAAUACUCGAAAUAGCACACUCUGUCCCAGAAAGUCUUGGUAAUUUCCCUCGCCCGCCUGCUUCAAACCCCAAAGCCAGCGAUUUGGUCAUUGUUGAGAGAUGGUGUCACGGUAGUGACCGUGUAAGUGGGUUCCACGGCGCCGAAAACUACUGGCCGCAUUGGAGGUACAUGACAUACGACGGUCUAAGAGGCAUCCGAAGGGUAGCUAUACCGGUUGACGAAAACCUUGAUUACGCCGAUGAUUCCCGUUAUCUGGCAUGUGUGAAAGCCGUGUUUCCUGAUACACAAACGCUUUACUUCUACAUGCAGCCAGCUCAGCUAGUUCCACUCAAGAAGCGCCACGAAGGGAUACCCAACUUCCUCACCGCUCAGCCAUGGCCAGGUGAUGAAAUCUUCAGGACUCGCAGCCGCAUAUUCUACGAGAUAGAUCCUUGGGAGAUGAGGCGAGCUGGAAUCGACACGGAUGACUAUGUUGAACCGCGGCAGAGAAAGAGGUGGAGGUGGAAGCGGAAGGGCAUAGCUUGUAUUAAGUUCAUUACUUGGCAAUGGAUCCAGUGA